This is a messenger RNA of Podospora pseudopauciseta, 1805 nucleotides long. It is a transcript of the gene NDH51, whose product is annotated as NADH dehydrogenase [ubiquinone] flavoprotein 1, mitochondrial. Bases 312 to 1805 code for a protein of 497 amino acids. The transcript has 3 exons. The record is from RefSeq and is a predicted model, not a curated record. Gene Ontology annotation, molecular function: NADH dehydrogenase (ubiquinone) activity; FMN binding; NAD binding. Lineage: Eukaryota; Fungi; Ascomycota; Sordariomycetes; Sordariales; Podosporaceae.
CUUCCCCCACACUGCGUCAGCGAUCUUGGCAGCUCUCGCCACAGGCGGCCCAAGUGCCUGCCCGCCACAUCCCGGUAAAUUUCAGCCAAUCAUCGACGUUGCGAAACCAAAUCUCAAAGAAGCCGCUCACAAUCGCUCAAUUGAGCCACAGGCCAACCUCAACCUCCCUCGUCGUGGUCGUCCCCAGGAACGAACGAACCCCUCGACGACCUCUUCUCCCUCUUCUCAACCCACCACCCCCCCCGGCCCCGGCCCACUGGCAUUCCGCCUCCCUCUGUCUCUGCCGAGCAGAGACACGAAUCUAUACCAACAUGUUGUCCCGCACUGCUGCGCCCACCAAGGCGUCGGCCAAGACCCUCACAAACGCUGUCGCGGCCGCCACGACGCAACAACAAUGCCGUUCGUUCGCUACCGUCCAGGACGGCGCUGCCCCUAGCCGUACCUAUGGUGGCCUUCGCGACCAGGACCGCAUCUUCCAGAACCUCUACGGCCGCUUCCCCCCCGACCUCAAGAGCGCCAAGAAGAUGGGCGACUGGCACAAGACCAAGGAGAUCCUCCUCAAGGGCCACGACUGGAUCAUUGGCGAGAUCAAGGCCUCCGGCCUCCGCGGACGUGGUGGUGCUGGUUUCCCCUCGGGUCUGAAAUGGUCGUUCAUGAACUUCAAGGACUGGGACAAGGACAACAAACCGAGAUACCUGGUUGUCAACGCCGAUGAGGGUGAGCCGGGAACCUGCAAGGAUCGCGAGAUUAUGCGCAAGGACCCCCACAAGCUGGUGGAGGGCUGCUUGGUCGCUGGCCGUGCCAUGAACGCUUCGGCUGCUUACAUCUACAUUCGUGGAGAGUUUAUCCACGAGGCUGCCGUUCUCCAAAACGCCAUCAACGAGGCUUAUGCCGACGGUCUUAUUGGCAAGAACGCCUGCGGUUCCGGUUAUGACUUUGAUGUCUACGUUCACCGUGGUGGCGGUGCCUACGUCUGCGGUGAGGAGACCAGCUUGAUCGAGUCUCUUGAGGGCAAGCCUGGCAAGCCCCGGUUGAAGCCUCCUUUCCCUGCCGCUGUCGGUCUUUUCGGUUGCCCUUCCACUGUUGCCAACGUCGAGACUGUUGCUGUUGCCCCUACCAUCUGCCGUCGUGGUGGCAGCUGGUUCGCCGGCUUCGGCCGUGAGCGCAACCAGGGCACCAAGCUCUUUUGCAUCAGCGGUCACGUCAACAACCCCUGCACAGUCGAGGAGGAGAUGAGCAUUCCUCUCCGGGAGCUUAUCGACAAGCACUGCGGCGGUGUCCGUGGCGGCUGGGACAACCUCCUGGCUGUCAUCCCCGGUGGUUCUUCCACCCCUAUCCUGCCCAAGCACGUCUGCGACGACCAGCUCAUGGAUUUCGAUGCCCUGAAGGACAGCCAGUCCGGUCUCGGCACCGCUGCUGUCAUCGUCAUGGACAAGAGCACCGAUGUUGUCCGCGCCAUCUCCCGUCUCAGCCACUUCUACCGCCACGAGUCUUGCGGCCAGUGCACUCCUUGCCGUGAAGGCAGCAAGUGGACCGAGCAGAUCAUGCAAAGAUUCGAGAAGGGCCAGGGUCGCGAGCGUGAGAUUGACAUGUUGCAGGAGCUGACCAAGCAGGUGGAGGGUCACACCAUUUGCGCUUUGGGUGAGGCUUUUGCCUGGCCUAUCCAGGGUCUUAUCCGCCACUUCAGGCCAGAGCUUGAGGCGCGCAUGCAAAAGUUUGCUCAGGAGAACGGUGGCGAGGCACUUGCUGGGGGGUGGAAGCGUGACUCUAGGGAGAAGGGUGUGCUUGUCUCUCCUGGUAUGUAA